AUGUUCCAUGGUCAAAGAUUGAUUAUCAUCUUGGAUCGCACGACCAAGUCAUUGAUCUUGUACACCCGUCUUUAUAUUGCUUGGUAUUUAUUCAAUAAGAUUCGCCAAAUGCCCGAAUCGCAAGAAAUGGGUCAACGUGUAGGUAUCAAAUGUCGUGAGAAGAAAUACGGCCCAGGCAAAUCAGGCAAAUUGAAAUCCUACAUCAACAAUCUACACCCUCAUCGUGAUGGCAACAUUCACAAGCGCAUCGAAUAUAUAUUCGCUACUUAUAUGGUGCCCUUGUCUGAACGAGUAUUGACUGAUAUGGUCAAUUACCGUGGUGGCGGGAAUCGUCUUGCCGUACUAAGGUCUUAUGACGAGCUUGUUGAAAUGCGGGGCCUUAAUGAAGAAGAUAUGUACGUUGACCCUUAUGAAAACUUCAAGGUCGAGAUUACUACAUUUACGCCACCUGAUGCUCCAACGCACGAAGUCAAGCUGAAUGGGAAAAGAUUACAAGUGAUUGUGAAAUUUGCAGAUAUUGUGUUGACUCCCGAGAAGCCCUCUUGUAAUGGUGGAACUGAUCAUGUGGAAGGCAUGAUGAAUGAAAAGAUUGUGGCAUCAGGCAUACACUCGUAUGAUGUUCAAAACAUCAAGAGCAGUCGAUUGCAUAUCAGAAGACCAAUCUAUGCUCCAAAAGAAGAGUCCUAUUGUCAAUUCGAUAGUCCUGUCAUCAACAUGGUGUACGGCUUAUCAAGCAAUGGGUCGGUCCUUGUUGAGGAUAUGGGAUCAAUUGACAUCAACACACCCAAUCGAGCCAUUGCGUUUCUAAACGAAAAGAUUAUGUUCACAUCAACUGUACCACCACAACAAGCAGAAUGGUAUCGGAACUUUGAAAUGUUCAAAUCACAUCAUCCACCAUCUCAGCUUCCAGGCUUGGCACUUCAUGAAAUCAUGAAAUAG
Molecule: messenger RNA, 939 nt
Organism: Synchytrium microbalum
Lineage: Eukaryota; Fungi; Chytridiomycota; Chytridiomycetes; Synchytriales; Synchytriaceae
Exons: 6
Coding region: 1-939 (312 amino acids)
Source: RefSeq, a predicted model, not a curated record